AUGGGGUCAUCUUCAGCAGCUGGGGUUUCGAAAGGACAACGAUUAUCUGGCAAACCUAAUAAUCGUUUUUCUUGUCAAAAUAUGGAUACUGAAUGGACUUUGACUGAUCCAGAUGGUAUUAACUAUGUCGUCAGUCAACUUCUUUUUAAUGCAGCCAGUUGGUCGGAAAUGAAUCAAAGUAUUAGUAAAUUACAGCGUGAGCUCAGUAAUUACUCGAAUACAUCACCUGUGUAUCCAUUGCUUCAACAAGCUCUUCGGGCAAAGGAUGUUACGCCUCUCUUGCGCGCGUAUACCAUAGAAUGUGACUUCUAUAAAGUUCUUAACAAAAAACUAGCUGAACGUGUCACUGCAUCGACUAUGGGUAAUCCUAUAAGCUCAAUAUUGAAUCUAUUUCUUUCCAAUGCAACUAAUGAUACGCCGAGUAAUGAUUGGCCCAUGUAUUUUGUUGGUUCGAUAUUUGAUGAUAUAUUUUCGAAAAAACAUCCAAGAUAUCAAUUUCACGGUAAAACAUAUCGUGGUGCACGUAUCAGUCAAAGUGAACUUGAUAGGUAUGUUGUCGGAAGAUUGAUAUUCAAUAAACGCCUUUACGUCAACAUCUAAACAGCUCGAUGUUGCUAAGCGAUUUAUCUAUCCACCCGCAAAUCAAAAACCUGACAAGUAACUAGCGGCCAUCUUUUCUUUUCGUUUUAACGAUAAAGACUUCAAUUUUACAAUCGAUUUGGAGGGCAUUUCUGAGUUUCCCGACGAAGAAGAAGUUCUCGUCAUGCCUGGAAUCCCGUUUAGAAUUACAAAAGUUCAACGAGGAAAUCCAAUUGAAAUUGAAC
Messenger RNA from Rotaria socialis, 824 nucleotides. The record is from the annotation of a GenBank genome assembly. Lineage: Eukaryota; Metazoa; Rotifera; Eurotatoria; Philodinida; Philodinidae.